AUAAGUUAUCCGCAACAUUCCUACUGCUGUGCUGCUGUUCCGGUGUAUAACACUAGUAAUACGAGAGAUUUUCAAGUAGAUCCCGCAGAUGCACAUCUGACCGUUCCGCAGUUAGUCUCUAAAUACGGCUACCCUGUAGAGCAGCACCGUGUUAUCACAGAAGACGGUUACGUUCUGGAAUUGCAUCGUAUUCCUGGUGGAAAAGGCGCCAUUCCUGUAUUUCUCAUGCAUGGAUUGCUUUGUAGUUCUGCAGAUUGGGUACUUGUUGGACCGAACAAUGCCCUGGCUUAUCUUCUAGCGGACGAAGGUUAUGACGUUUGGCUUGGAAACGCCCGAGGGAAUAUCUAUUCACGUGCACAUCUGACACUAACACCAAAUAUGUUCGCGUUCUGGCAGUUUUCGUGGCAUGAGAUAGGAUUCUAUGAUUUGCCAGCUAUGAUUGACUAUAUCUUGGUCCAAAGUGGGCACCAGAAACUACACUACAUCGGCCAUUCCCAGGGAAACACAAGUUUCUACGUGAUGGCGUCCACGCGUCCAGAAUACAACGAAAAAAUCCACCUCAUGCAAGCUCUCGCUCCCGUGGCGUAUACGCAAUACAUACAGAGCCCUUUAUUGAAAAUUAUGUCAUUGUUUCAAGACACGCUAACUGUCUUGUUCGAGAUUUUUGGCAUUGAUGAGUUCCUCCCAAACAACGCAAUAUUGCACGAUAUUGCCAGCCUAUUGUGCCCGUCCAGCACUGUUAAUAACCUUUGUUUGAAUGUUCUUUUCCAGUUGGCUGGCUCCGAUCCAGAGCAAGUGGAUUUGAAACUGUUCCCAAUGAUAAUCGGACACACCCCAGCUGGAGCGGCUACCAAGCAGAUCGCGCACUAUGCACAAGGGAUUCGAUCGCACCAGUUCCGUCGCUACGAUCACGGCAAGAUCAAGAACCAGUUCAUCUAUGGAGUGUCCACUCCACCGGUGUACAAUCUGACAGAAAUCACAGCACCGGUUAUGUUCCACUAUGCGCUGAACGACUAUUUGGCCAGCCCGGCGGACGUCGAUCGUUUGUCUCCGCAGAUUCCCAAUCUUGUUGGGCGCCGACAGGUUGACCACGUAAAGUUCAAUCAUUUAGAUUUUCUUCUUGCGAAGGACGUGAAAGAACUUCUUUAUGAUGAGAUUAUUUCCAGGCUUCAAUUGUGGAAAGCGUAAAGACAGUGAAUCUCUAUUAGCUGUAAACGAUAUGUUGAUAUUUAGUAUUAUUGCGUAGAAAAAAAAAACAUGUUUUAACCUUGCCAAG
Messenger RNA from Wyeomyia smithii (pitcher-plant mosquito), 1276 nucleotides. RefSeq names its product lipase 1-like. Gene Ontology annotation, biological process: lipid metabolic process. Gene Ontology annotation, molecular function: hydrolase activity, acting on ester bonds. The record is from RefSeq and is a predicted model, not a curated record. The annotation marks the transcript as partial. The transcript is spliced from 2 exons. NCBI's taxonomy places the organism in Eukaryota, Metazoa, Arthropoda, Insecta, Diptera, Culicidae.